This is a messenger RNA of Pneumocystis jirovecii RU7, 1530 nucleotides long. RefSeq lists its product as uncharacterized. The record is from RefSeq and is a predicted model, not a curated record. Gene Ontology annotation, biological process: regulation of DNA damage checkpoint. Gene Ontology annotation, molecular function: DNA binding; protein binding. Gene Ontology annotation, cellular component: nucleus. The transcript is spliced from 3 exons. The coding region runs from base 1 to 1530 and encodes 509 amino acids. NCBI's taxonomy places the organism in Eukaryota, Fungi, Ascomycota, Pneumocystomycetes, Pneumocystales, Pneumocystaceae.
AUGCAAGAAAUUAAUGAAUAUGAGCGUCAAAGACAGCUGAAUAUUAAAAGGAAUCAAGAGCUUUUAAAAAAACUUGAAUUAGGCAAUAUUUUAAAAAAAAAAAUAAAUAUUGAAGCCAAUUCUACAAAAAAGAGAACUUCAGAUAAAAAAAAAGAAAGAAAAAAAGAUUAUAGCACUUUUCCUAGAAGGAAUUCAUCUAGGCUUCUUGGAUUAUCGUUAAAGUUAGAUCUUAUAAACAAUAAAUCAGAAGAAACAAAUCUAAAAAAAGAAACACAACAAACAAAGCGCGUACAUGGGGAUUUAAAAUUAAGCGAGAUUAUCGAAAAAUCCUAUGAUUGGGAAGAUGCUAAGAAAGUGAUUCAGGAUGUAACAUAUUGUACACUUAAAUCUUACGAAAAAAAUGAGUCUACUGAAAUUAUAGAUAAAGAUAUUGCUCAAUUGAAACAAAAAAUGCAAUCACUUGAAUUAUACAAAAAAUGGGACCCACAACACUUAAAAGUUGUUCCAGAAAGAAUAUCGUCUCUUACUAUCCAUCCUAAUAUAACUAAAAAAAUCGUAUUUGCAGGAGAUAAAGUUGGUAAUAUGGGUAUUUGGGAUAUGGAUGGUUCCAAAACAAAUAAAAUAAAAAAUGAAGAUGAAGAAGAAGCAUUAGAAGAGCCAUUGAUUCACCAUUAUAAGCUGCAUUCAGGGUCUAUUUCAUCACUUAAAUUUAAUCCUUUUUCUACAAAUAUACUUUAUUCUUCAUCAUAUGAUGGUAUAGUUCGCGCUUUACACUUAGACAAAGAACUAUCAACGGAAAUAUACGUUCAACAAAACAAUAGCUUAAAUGUGAUGCCUUUAAUUUCUGCAUUAACUGUCCAUCCUAAAGGAGAUCAAAUAUAUCUUACUACAACUGAUGGACAAUUUAUAAUGAAAGACCUUAAUUCUCAAAACGUGACAUCUUAUCAAUUACAUGAUAAAAAAAUAGGUGGACUUUCUGUCCAUCCAUCUUCUCCAUAUCUUAUUUGCACUGCCUCUUUAGAUCGUACAAUGAAAAUAUGGGAUCUUCGUACAAUUAAUAAUUCCAAGAAACCAAUACCUCUAGGCGUAUAUACAUCACGUUUAAGUGUCAGCUCAGCAUUCUGGAAUUCCGAAGGUUCAAUUAUUGCAACAAGUUAUGAUGAUACAGUUACAAUUUUUGAUAAUCCAAACUAUAAAUUGUGGAACGUUAAUACAAGUCUAGAUGACUUAUCACCUACAUAUACUAUUAAGCAUAACAAUCAGACAGGAAGAUGGGUCACAAUUUUACGUGCUCAAUGGCAUGAAAAUCCGUCUUCUGGUAUACAAAAAUUCACAAUAGGGAAUAUGCAAAGAUAUAUAGAUAUUUAUAGCAGCAAAGGCAUUUAUCUUUCUUGCCUAGGUGAUAGUGAAAAAAUCACAGCCGUUCCAGCUGUAUGUCAAUUUCAUCCAACUCAAGAUUGGGUCGUAGGAGGAUCAGCAUCAGGAAAAAUUGUUGCUUAUCUUCCUCCAGAAGAACAAUCUUUGACAUAG